This is a messenger RNA of Morus notabilis, 1572 nucleotides long. RefSeq names its product actin. Bases 101 to 1234 code for a protein of 377 amino acids. Lineage: Eukaryota; Viridiplantae; Streptophyta; Magnoliopsida; Rosales; Moraceae. The record is from RefSeq and is a predicted model, not a curated record. The transcript is spliced from 5 exons. Gene Ontology annotation, cellular component: cytoplasm.
UCUCUUAUAAAGCAUCACCGACCUCCAUUUUCCUUCGUCCUCUCAAUCAAACAAACGCUUUCCCACAUCUCCCUUGUGACGCUCAGACAGGUAAUAGAAGAUGGCAGAUGGUGAGGAAAUUCAGCCGCUCGUUUGCGAUAAUGGAACUGGAAUGGUCAAGGCUGGGUUUGCUGGAGAUGAUGCUCCACGUGCGGUGUUCCCUAGCAUUGUAGGUCGUCCCCGUCACACCGGUGUGAUGGUUGGCAUGGGCCAGAAAGACGCCUAUGUUGGUGAUGAGGCUCAAUCCAAGCGUGGUAUCUUAACUCUGAAAUACCCGAUUGAGCACGGUAUUGUGAGCAACUGGGAUGACAUGGAGAAGAUCUGGCAUCACACUUUCUACAACGAGCUUCGUGUUGCCCCUGAAGAACACCCUGUUCUCCUAACUGAAGCUCCUCUCAACCCCAAAGCAAAUCGUGAAAAAAUGACCCAGAUCAUGUUUGAGACCUUCAACACCCCUGCUAUGUAUGUGGCCAUUCAAGCCGUUCUUUCUCUAUAUGCCAGUGGCCGUACAACUGGUAUUGUGUUGGACUCUGGGGAUGGUGUCAGCCACACCGUUCCUAUCUACGAGGGUUAUGCCCUCCCUCAUGCCAUUCUUCGUCUUGACCUGGCUGGCCGAGAUCUCACCGACCACUUGAUGAAAAUUCUUACAGAGCGUGGGUACUCCUUCACUACCACUGCUGAACGGGAAAUUGUUAGGGACAUGAAGGAAAAAUUGGCUUACAUUGCUCUCGACUUUGAGCAAGAGAUGGAGACUGCCAAGACCAGCUCUGCAGUUGAGAAGAGCUAUGAGUUGCCAGAUGGACAGGUCAUCACAAUCGGUGCCGAGCGUUUCCGAUGCCCAGAAGUUCUUUUCCAACCAUCCAUGAUAGGCAUGGAAGCUGCAGGCAUUCAUGAAACUACCUAUAACUCAAUCAUGAAGUGCGAUGUUGAUAUCAGGAAAGACCUUUACGGUAACAUUGUCUUGUCUGGUGGUUCAACCAUGUUCCCGGGCAUCGCUGACAGAAUGAGCAAGGAAAUUUCUGCCCUUGCACCAAGCAGCAUGAAGAUCAAGGUGGUGGCGCCGCCCGAGAGGAAAUACAGUGUCUGGAUUGGAGGCUCUAUCUUGGCAUCACUUAGCACCUUCCAGCAGAUGUGGAUCGCAAAGUCGGAGUAUGAUGAGUCCGGGCCUUCAAUUGUUCAUAGGAAGUGCUUCUAAGCGUUUGGGAGUAGGAUCAUUGAAAGAGAGAGGGAGAGAAGCGAGUACUACUGUUUUUAUUUCUUGGACAAAAAGUGCAGUUCGCGGAAGGCUGAUAUUCUAGCUCUGUUAUCGUUUCAUAAUAUGUUGUCGUCAUUUUGGAUUUUCUUCAGAAGCGUGGAGUUAAAUGAUCCAAUCUCUUUUUAAAUCGUUUGUUUUGAUAAGUUUUUGUUGUUUACUAUCAUGCAAACUUUUUGUUUUUGUCAGCCCAAGAUGCCUAAGUUAUUUAUGAACCUCUUAGGAGCAGCGGCUUGUUAAAUGGUAUUUUGAUUCGUUAUUAAUGUAUUGAUCCAAUAAAA